UUGGAGGAAGAAAUAUUUAGAAAAUGUUUUCGUUUUCCGAAAUCGUUAUGUUGGGACCUUAUGCAGGAUUUGAAACCUCAUGAUAAUCAUUUCCGAAAGCCUGCUAUUCCUUUUGAGAUUCGGUUCGUUUCAGUGUUAUAUUUUUUUUCAAAUGGCUCAUACCAAUACAGCAUUGGAAAUAGCCAUUUAUCACCAUGAGUCAAGGCAUAUAUGCAAACUUGUGUUGGAACACAAAAAUGUGGAAAUAAGCUUCCCAAAUGCAACAGAGCACUACAACAUAAUUAAAAUGGGUUUCCAUAAUAAAUUUGGAAUAAAAGGAGUGAUUGGUGACUGCACCCAUGUUGCCAUAAUUGGACCGGGAAUAAAUGCACUAUGUUAUUAUUAUUAUCUUUACUAA
Messenger RNA from Bactrocera tryoni, 397 nucleotides. RefSeq lists its product as uncharacterized. NCBI's taxonomy places the organism in Eukaryota, Metazoa, Arthropoda, Insecta, Diptera, Tephritidae. The transcript has 3 exons. The record is from RefSeq and is a predicted model, not a curated record. The coding region runs from base 80 to 397 and encodes 105 amino acids.